This is a messenger RNA of Cynocephalus volans (Philippine flying lemur), 509 nucleotides long. It is a transcript of the gene GTF2H5, whose product is annotated as general transcription factor IIH subunit 5. Gene Ontology annotation, biological process: transcription initiation at RNA polymerase II promoter; nucleotide-excision repair, preincision complex assembly; transcription by RNA polymerase II. Bases 108 to 323 code for a protein of 71 amino acids. NCBI's taxonomy places the organism in Eukaryota, Metazoa, Chordata, Mammalia, Dermoptera, Cynocephalidae. Gene Ontology annotation, cellular component: transcription factor TFIIH core complex; transcription factor TFIIH holo complex. The record is from RefSeq and is a predicted model, not a curated record. The transcript has 3 exons.
GCGAUGACGUAGCUUGCGCAGGCGCACUCUUUCGGCCACGCGGAGGCGCCGCUGGGUGUGUGGGCGGAGCAUUCUUGAGGUCAUCUGCGUCUUCUGACUGGGAAAAGAUGGUCAACGUCUUGAAAGGAGUGCUUAUAGAAUGCGAUCCUGCCAUGAAGCAGUUUCUGCUGUACUUGGAUGAGUCCAAUGCCCUAGGGAAGAAGUUCAUCAUUCAAGACAUUGAUGACACUCACGUCUUCGUAAUAGCAGAGUUGGUUAAUAUCCUCCAGGAGCGAGUGGGUGAAUUAAUGGACCAAAAUGCUUUUUCUCUUACCCAGAAGUGAAAAUACAAGAUAUUGACCGCUUAAGAAUUAUAAGCCACAAAUGUGAAAGAAUGACACCACUCAGUAUCUUAUGUCACUGAUUAGACUUAGAGGAUUGCUUAGGAGCAUGUUACGGGAAAGAGUGUGGGGUCAUUUUUUCAGGAAAAAGCCCCUGAACUGAUUUUAUUGUACCCUAGAAUUAAAAAA